Morus notabilis is the source of this 1506-nucleotide messenger RNA. RefSeq lists its product as uncharacterized. The transcript has a single exon. Bases 425 to 1225 code for a protein of 266 amino acids. Gene Ontology annotation, biological process: defense response. The record is from RefSeq and is a predicted model, not a curated record. NCBI's taxonomy places the organism in Eukaryota, Viridiplantae, Streptophyta, Magnoliopsida, Rosales, Moraceae.
GGUACAAUUGUAGUGAGGGCUGAGGCACAGCUAAGUACCAGCUAUCUACAGUUAUCUAGAAAGCCUGGUGUGUUUAAUAUACGCACUCAAAUUACCAGAAAAAAACAGAAACUAACCGAAAGUCUCUUUUUUUUUUUAUUUUUGGAAACUAACCAAAGUCUUGACAGCUGUAAUCCCAAAAAAUUAUUGUUUCUCUGGAAAGCACACCUUGAAAGAAAGCUCGUGCCUCUCUCCCUUCUAUGUUUCUUUCCUAUUAAGAAAAAAAAAAUCUAAAUAAAAAGCAAAAGUAAAAAGGGGAAUAACUUUUCUUUUUAUUCACCGAUAUGGACCACCGGAAGUGCCACUCCCUAUCGCAGCCAAUCGGGAACGUCAAUAUCUCUCUUUUCUCUCUUGAUCAAAUCAAGACCGUCUAUCUUGCCGGGAGAUGAUGAAGAAAGAAGACGGAGAGAUGUCGCCUGUUCUGGAGAUCAACCUGAUCUCCGCUCAGGGCCUCAAGCCUUCCUCCGGCAGCUCGCGGCCCGUGCAUACGUACGCGCUCAUCUGGAUCGACUCCACCACGAAGCUCCGCACCGGUGUUGACAAAGUUGGCGGCGAGAACCCUACCUGGAACGACCGGUUCCUCUUCCGAGUCACCCCGGAGUUCCUCUCCGGCGACACCUCCGGCAUCUACGUCGAGAUCUACACCGUCGGCCGGAUCCGCGAUUCUCUGAUCGGGACCGUCCGACUCCUCAUCGGCAACUUCCUCGACGUCCGCGCCAAGACCCCGUCUUUCACCGCCCUCCAGAUCCGGCGACCUUCUGGAAGAUUCCACGGCGUCCUCAACGUCGGCGCAACCGUCAUCUCCGGCGCCGAUUUCGCAAUCGCCUUGAGCAACAGAAGCGCGAUUGCCUACCGCGAUCUCAUGGGAGAAAGCUUCAAACGCCGCGUUCGCCGAAAAGAUCGGCGGAGUGAAUCGGAGAAUUUCACAGAGGGAUCUCGCGAGAACUCACUCGCCGAGUCGGUGGAUUUCUCCGACGGAGACGAAUCGUGGACGUCGUCCUCAUCAACGGCGUCGACGGCGCUCAGGGACUUCAAUGGGAUCAGAGAAUUGGUGGGACCCAAGGCUUUGAAGGCUUCUCAGUGUUCGGGAUUCUUGUGCGGUUUGUUAUUCCAAAGAGCGAUUCAACCUUGUCCGUCCGAUGAGAAGCUUGAGGAUUUCGGUGGGUCCCAAGAGAUGGAAAGGUGAUGGGAAAUCAAUCGAACGGUGCAGAUCAUCAUAUUGAAGAAUAGUGGAUGUCCAUUUUCAGCCGUUCGAUACUAGUAUCUUGAGAUCAGUGAACGGUGGAGAUCAUCUUAGCUUUAUGUGUCCUAAUUCUUUGUAGUUUCACUAGCAAAUUUUCUUUGUAGCUUGGUACACACUACUGAGAUAGUGUAAAAUUCAAUUCAUUGAUAUUCUUUGGGUCUUUUUUUUUUUUUUUUUAAUAUUCAUGUUCUUCGUUUUAGUUGCAACUUAAUUUGAUCUUAACG